Cucurbita pepo subsp. pepo (vegetable marrow) is the source of this 2986-nucleotide messenger RNA. Its product is annotated as acetyl-coenzyme A carboxylase carboxyl transferase subunit alpha, chloroplastic. Gene Ontology annotation, biological process: fatty acid biosynthetic process. Gene Ontology annotation, cellular component: acetyl-CoA carboxylase complex. The record is from RefSeq and is a predicted model, not a curated record. NCBI's taxonomy places the organism in Eukaryota, Viridiplantae, Streptophyta, Magnoliopsida, Cucurbitales, Cucurbitaceae. Gene Ontology annotation, molecular function: acetyl-CoA carboxylase activity; carboxyl- or carbamoyltransferase activity.
CUUCAACUGCCUAACCGAAAAAGACUGGCUCUUAAUACCACAAAGCCCACCCCUCACUCCCUAAGAAGUAUCGCCACUUCUUUAUCAUCUCUCUUACAGUCCCAAAAACAGCGCCUCGUUUCUGACGAUCCUCUACGAUGCUAGCUUGAUUCCUCCUCUUCAAUGCUUUAAGACACCAUCUUCUUCUUUCCCCACCUUUUAGAUCCUUUUCCGCGUCUUUUCUCCGGGGAUCUCACGUCUUUCGCAGCCAAUUUCGGGAGAAGAGAAUGGCGUCUAUUUCUACUCAUUCAGCUGCAUUAUCCGGUUCUUCGGCAUCUGAUCUUCUUCGAAGCUCGAGUAAUGGCUUCAGUGGCAUUUCUUUGAGGGACCUCGCUAAAGUGCGAUUCAACCCAAGAAGAAAGGACAUGACAGUGAGUGCAAAGGUAAGGAAGGUGAAAAAGCACGAGUAUCCAUGGCCGGCUGAUGCGGAUCCGAAUGUCAAGGGUGGAAUUCUUACUCAUCUCUCACAUUUCAAGCCUCUGAAAGAGACGCAGAAGCCUGUUACUCUUGAAUUUGAAAAACCACUUGUUCUUCUUGAGAAGAAGAUUAACGAUGUGCGGAAAAUGGCUCAAGAAACUGGUCUAGACUUUAGUGAUCAGAUUCUUUCGUUGGAAAAUAAAUAUCGGCAGGCUUUACAGGACUUGUACACUCAUUUGACUCCUAUACAACGUGUCAGUAUAGCUCGGCAUCCUAACAGGCCAACCUUCCUUGAUCACGUGUUUAAUAUCACUGAAAAGUUCGUUGAACUUCAUGGAGAUCGGUUAGGGUACGACGAUCCUGCAAUUGUUACUGGUAUAGGAACCAUAGAUGGGAGAAGGUACAUGUUCAUGGGUCACCAAAAGGGUAGAAACACAAAAGAAAAUAUUCGGCGUAAUUUUGGAAUGCCUACACCACACGGUUAUCGGAAGGCGCUUCGCAUGAUGUAUUAUGCUGAUCACCAUGGGUUCCCAAUUGUUACUUUCAUUGAUACACCAGGUGCUUAUGCGGACCUCAAAUCCGAGGAACUGGGUCAAGGUGAAGCUAUUGCUCAUAAUUUGAGGACUAUGUUUGGUCUCAAGGUACCGAUAAUUUCAAUUGUCAUUGGCGAAGGUGGUUCUGGUGGUGCCCUGGCAAUUGGUUGUGCUAAUAAGUUGCUAAUGCUUGAGAAUGCAGUUUUCUAUGUUGCCAGUCCUGAAGCCUGCGCUGCAAUCUUAUGGAAGAGUGCAAAAGCUUCCCCACAGGCAGCAGAGAAGCUAAGAAUUACUGCGUCGGAGUUGUGCAAAUUACAAAUUGCUGAUGGCAUAAUCCCUGAACCUUUGGGUGGUGCGCAUGCAGAUCCUUCAUGGACCUCACAACAAAUAAAAAUUGCAAUAAAUAAGACCAUGGAUGAGCUUUUGAUGAUGGACACCGAAGAACUAUUGAGGCAUCGAAUGAUGAAAUUCCGUAAAAUUGGUGGGUUUCAAGAAGGCGUUCCAAUUGAUCCAAAGAAGAAAUUGAACAUGAAAAAGAAGGAAGUACCCGUCGUCAGGAAGACGAAGAAAGUACCCAUCGGGAAGACCCCAGUUCAGCAACUAGAAGUUCAGGUGGAAAAAGUGAAACAAGAAAUAUUGAAAGCCAAGGAAUCCUCCACUGGUCGACCUGAUUUGGUUCUGAAUAAGAUGAUUCAAAAAUUAAAGAAAGAAGUUGAUUUUGAAUUUUCUGCGGCAGUAAAGGCCAUGGGAUUGAAGGACAGACUCGCCACGCUCCGAGAACAGUUUUCGAAAGCAAAUUCACCGGACCAACUUAUCCAACCUGCAUUGAAAGGAGAAAUUGAGAAGCUUAGAGAUGAAAUCAACCAGGGGUUAUUUAAAGCUCCUAACUACGAGAAUCUGAGGAAGAAACUCGACAUGUUAAAUGACUUAUCUCAAUUCAAGGCUCUGUCAGUAAGAGAUGUUAAGGAGGCCUCGUUGAAACAGGAAAUCAACAAAAAAUUUGCAGAGGUUCUAAGUCAACCUAAUGUACAAGAGAAAUAUGAAGCGCUGAGAGCUGAAAUUGAAAAUUCAGGGGCGUCUACGUAUUCGGAUUUGGACCCCGAACUGCGAAAGAAAAUCGAUAAUGUAAAGAAGGAAAUACAAGGGGAGUUGGUAAAUGCCCUCAACACCUUAGGGUUAGAUGUUGAAGUAUUAACAUCAAAAGCACAAGUCCUUAGCGAGCAGUCAUCGUUGUCGCUAUUCAAACCAAAGAUAGAGAUGUUAAAUGAGGAAAUUAAUCAGGGAAUUGAUAGUGUUGUAAACAGAACAGAUCUAAAAGACAAGAUUGAAUUACUGAAACUGGAGGUAGCCAAGGCUGGAAAGACACCAGAUGCAACCUCAAAGAACAGAAUUUGGGCUUUGGAGCAACAAAUAAAGCAGAGCCUUGCUGCUGCAUUGGAAUCUUCAGACUUGAAGAAGAAACAUGAAACACUGAGGGAAGAGAUAUUAGAAACUGCAGAAUCAGGGUUCGAUCCGCAAGAAGAAGGCGAUAGUUCUGUGUACGGUGACGGUGACGCCAGAAUUCAGAUGAAUUUGGGUGCUGAACAUACCUUCGCUUAAUGACCAUGCCUAAGAAGAAAAAGUUGGACGCAACUGAAAAUUAGUGAGAGCUUCUACAAUGGCCAGAAAUACUAAGUUAGCUGUUUCCACUUCUAACCCGAAUAUGACAUCGCUUGAUUUUGAUCGGUUACAAGAUUUAGCAUGAACUGGAGCUGGAAGGUCAGGGCAGAGCUGCAUUUUCAUUUUUCCUGUGUUUCGGGGAUUUUUCUUCUCUAAAUUAGGUCUCUUGGAUUUGGAGUUAUUUAUAUCUGGCUUCUGGUUUUGUUGUUGCUGUGUUUCUUAUUUUUCCAAAGAUAGAUCCAAAUAGCUCUGUAUAGAUCGCAAGAAUGUCUUGGAGGCCUAUAAUGCUUUUCAGACUCUUUAAAAUGGUAUCAUUUCCCACUUUUGAUGAUUGAUCA